Messenger RNA from Selaginella moellendorffii, 1019 nucleotides. Its product is annotated as tRNA (guanosine(18)-2'-O)-methyltransferase. The transcript is spliced from 6 exons. Gene Ontology annotation, biological process: tRNA guanine ribose methylation. Bases 22 to 948 code for a protein of 308 amino acids. NCBI's taxonomy places the organism in Eukaryota, Viridiplantae, Streptophyta, Lycopodiopsida, Selaginellales, Selaginellaceae. The record is from RefSeq and is a predicted model, not a curated record. Gene Ontology annotation, molecular function: RNA binding.
UUCCUUGAGAGCGCUCCAGCUAUGGCGUCGAGUGCCGCCGCGGCCAAUCCCGGGGUUUUCAGUGGCGUAAGGACGAUUCGAUCGUGGAAGCGCCACGGCGAGCGCUUCUUGCACAGGAAGCCGAGUAGGAAGGUGUGCGUGGUCCAGAUCGAGAGCAAAAAGAGGGAGCCGAGGCAAUUCUGGAUGUCCAGGGAUCGAUUGGCGCCAGAUCCAGCCAGAAAGUGUUGGUUUCCUUACAAGGACGAGUUUAACCUGGACGAGCAAACACGCAUCAGCAGCGAGAUGGUGAUCGGAACCUUGGAUCCCAUGUUUGCGGCCGAUCGCAAGCAAAAGUUUGAUCAGAUCAUCGCCAACAGGACGUUUUCGAUUUGUCCGGUGGUCGAAGGCUUGUUCGACAUUGGCAACAUCUGUGCCGUGUUUAGAACCGCCGAGGCAUUUGGACUCCAGUCGGUACAUGUGAUCGCUAACAGCGAUCAGAAAAGAUACAAAGAAGCUCGCAACAUAAGCAUGGGUGCCGAGAAAUGGCUGGAUGUUGAAGUGUGGGAGAACACAAACGAGUGUGUACAAGUGUUACGGAAGCGAGGAUAUCGGAUUGCUGUGACUGACAUGGGGGCGGACACGGUACCUAUACACGAGCUGGACUGGACGAUUCCAACAGCAGUGAUCUUUGGAAACGAGCACAAUGGAACAAGCGAAGAAGCUCUUGCAUUGGCGGAUGUGAAGUGCCAUAUUCCGAUGGUAGGAAUGGUCGACUCAUUUAACGUCUCUGUUGCGGCGGGGAUCCUCAUGUAUCACGUCGUGGGCGACCGGCUUGAAAGAACUGGAAUUCACGGCGAUUUGAGCUCCGAGGAGCAGCAAAUCCUUCGUGCCGAGUUCUACCUUCGAAACAAGCGCAACGUGAAGGAUGUGGUGAACCACCUGCUUAAGAAAGAGCUCGUCUUGACUUAACACAUCCGAAAGGGAUGCCAAUUCAUUCAGGGAAAACAGUGAAUACAAAACAAAAUGGAAACUUUGCUCAA